AUGCCUGUUCAAUUUUCCAUAUGGGAGAAGCUUAAGCUAGCUUUCCGUUUAACAUGUCUCGCACCCUGGCAGAUAUUCGUCUCCAUUGUACGCUCCCUCACGAUCGCCUGGGUCAGAGGCAUCCCAGUACGCAUGUUUAUUGUGUGCGCAGCCGUCAAAGUGUUUCUCGGAACUUUCUCUCCCCGGCAGAUUCAGUAUGUGUCUCUCUCAACCAAAGAUGCAUACAAAUCAUGGAUGGAGCGAAGAACUGCCAAGGCAAAGAAGGCCGGGAAUACUGAAGCUAUCGAAAGACUUUCCUACGAUAUAGAGCCUCUAGAGGACGGGCAUUCGUCACUCCUUUGGAUGGGUAAUCGACGGAAAGCAAAGAAGAUCGUUCUGUUCUUCCAUGGUGGUGGAUAUAUCGCCGCAUUGUUGCCUGGGCAUUUGGAAUGGUGUUGGAGAGCCUACGUCGCUGCGGGUGUCGAGAUGAAAACCGAAGUCGCUGUGGCAGUCCUCCAAUACACGCUCUGUCCCGAGGCGAGAUAUCCGGUUCAACUCCGCCAGGCUGCCAGCGGCUUGGCCCAUCUUCUACGCCAAGGAGUCCGUCCUCGAGACAUUGUUAUUGGAGGAGAUUCUGCGGGAGGAAACUUGACAGCUCAGCUACUGAGGCACCUUGCUGAGCCACAUCCCACAGUCCCAAGAGUUAUCUUGUCCGAGCCACUGCUGGGUGCAUUCCUUGUCUCACCAUGGGUGACUCGACGCACCAAUGAUGCUUCGUUCUCGGAAAACUCUUGGAUUGAUAUGCUUUCGGCUCCGACUGUGGAUAAGUGUACUAAAGAGCUACUGGGCCCUACAGAAACCGACGAGAAUCACGAAAAGUCGGCCAUCCUCGCCUGCCCCCUAGACGGGGAUAAGUCUUGGAUGAAUGGAAUCACUUCUAUUCUUGAUCGAAUGUUCGUCACCGUUGGAAGCCACGAGGUCUUCCGAGACCAAGCGGCGGCUUUCGUUCAUGAGGUGCAACAGUCAAACCCGGGGCUGAAUGUACAGUUCGCGUUGCAGAGGAGGCAAGCCCAUGACUUUAUCUUGUUGGAGGCUCAAGAGGAACGUGACGGAGAAUGUAUCCUGGAAAUGAAGGAAUGGAUGAAAGAUGUGUUGGCAGUGACGAUUCAGCAUCGGUCGGAGUGA
This is a messenger RNA of Fusarium keratoplasticum, 1164 nucleotides long. RefSeq names its product Abhydrolase-3 domain-containing protein. The record is from RefSeq and is a predicted model, not a curated record. The transcript has 2 exons. Gene Ontology annotation, molecular function: hydrolase activity. NCBI's taxonomy places the organism in Eukaryota, Fungi, Ascomycota, Sordariomycetes, Hypocreales, Nectriaceae. Bases 1 to 1164 code for a protein of 387 amino acids.